UUGAAGCAGCUGCAAAACAGUCAAUCAAUCAAUCAAUCCAUCAGUCAGACAAGCAAGCAGUGCAGCUGGAUAUCACAAAUUGCAACAUGAAGUGCUGCAUAAUAAUUCCUUUGAUGCUGCUGGCAAUUGCACAGCACAUCUCAUCGGUGGAGGUGCACUUCGAGGCACCUGACAGCGGCUUCUUCCUGAAGCACGCACGCCAACCACCUGUAACACCGGAGAUCGCCAACGUCCAGACAUCGUCCUCACAGCCGCCGAUCAAGACGCGUUCGUCCUAUGAUUCGGUAUUAUCGCUGGAUCGAUUUACCGUCGUGGAGACGACACAACCCGUCUCCAUAAGGGCCAGUUAUGGUCCGUUCUCCACCAAACAGACUGUGCCCGCUCGCUACAUUGUGCCGGACACCAUGGACGCCAAUCAAGCCGGAGACUAUGUCAAUAACUCCACGGCCACUUUGCUGGAGCUGCAGCAACCGAACAUGCAUCUGGACAUCUCGGCGCAUUUGGUGCGUGGCACUGUCUCCCAGGAUUCGCCCGUUUUGCGUGUGCUCUUCCAUGCCGGCGCCGAUCCUGGUGGCCAUCUGCAGCGCCAGAAGGUGUGUGUGCUGCUCCAUGUGGCCAUGGCCAAUGAGCAGCCGCUCAAGGGACGCUGCAUGCCCGAGGGCGAGGAUGGAGUUUGUGUUGCCGAGGUUGUCAUCCCACUGGGUUGGUGGCCCGCGUUGCCGGCGCCCAGGCACAACAAUCUUGGUGGCACUGGACAGGCAGCGUUGCCACCAAAGGUGCCACAACGUUAUGCCCAGGUGUCGUAUAGUGUGUUUGAGCCACCUCUGAGGAAUCCGGAGCAAUGUGAGCCCAAGGUGCAGAUUCAACCGUUGACGACAUUCGCACAGGUUCCGCUGCUGACAGCCAAGACGGCGUUCAAGGAACUGCGUGCCGAUGAUUCCGUGACGUUCCUCUUGCCCCAACAUCCAUUGUAUCCCAUGUCCAAGUUGCAUGUGCCCGUCUUUCUGCAUCAGUAUGCAGAUCAGGAGCAACGUGUGGCCGCUUUUACGGUGCGUGCACGUGUCAAGGCCGGUUUAAGGAUAAUGGGAGCAAGUGCGUCCAGUGAUCAGUGGAGCAUUAGCAUUGAGAAGGAGAAUCCCAAGCAUACAACGGCCAGAGUGACUGCAUUCCGCAAGGAAUCCGACACAUCCGCCAGCACAUCCAGCAUGGAGAGUCGCCAAUCGUCCAACUACAGCAGCAGCAACAACAACGAGGUCUACGAGGUCUUCUCCUGGCUCCUUGAGGUCGCCGACGAUACCAAUGAUAUACUCGAUGGUGGCAAGAUUGUGUGGUCCGUCACCCAUGUCUAUGAUACGCCCAAGGAUAAGGAUUCAUCGGAGCUAAUUGCACCGGAUGAUACGAAAAAGCGUCUGAUUGCCAAGCUGGAGAUCAACAAGGAUGACAUACAGGCGGUGUUGCCCAUGGCUAAGAUCUGGGAGGUAAUGAACACGGCGGUGCUAACUGGACGACAGGUUGCCCAAGCCAUGAAGGUCUUCAUUGUCUCGCAGGCUGGCAAAGUGGCGGACGUGACUCUACAGAGCUCCUGCCAUGCCGAGGACGAGAGCGUCAUCAAGGUUUCCUCGUCAUGCAGCUCCGUUUAUGUGGAUGGCUCCGAGCAACGUGGCUCUUCCAACGCCUCGGUUAUUGUCAAGUACGGCACCUAUGUGGGCGUGGCCAAGUUCAUUGUCUGGAUGCCCGAAUUUCCACUUGAAGUUUACAUAUCCGAUUUUCGACUGUCCCAGAUCAAGGGAUGGAAAGUAACCGACGACAAUCAUUAUCUACACAACAAACAAUCGCGACGUCGGAAGAAGCGUUCGUAUGUGUGGAGUCAGCAUGGCACGAGCUACUACAACAACGUCGGCUCCGACAAGAGCAUCUGCCGAGCACGCUAUCAACAGAGUCCCGUCGAAGUCUAUGCCAAAUUCUUAGCCAUCGAUCAGAACUCUGGACGCAUUAGUUACUUUAUAUCACGUCGCACGGGAUUGCGUGUCACGGAUUUGGUGCAACCGCUGCUGCGUGUGGCAGAUCCAAAGAUUGCCUCGCUCAAGGGACGCAUACUGCAGGGCAAAUCAAUGGGACGCACCGAUGUCCAGGUUUUAUCUCCUAUAACGGGUCGAGUUAUUGGCACCAAGGAGAUUCGUGUGGGCAGCGACAAGGUUAAUCUUUCCAAGUUAAUUGUGAGGGUUAUAUCCGGUCUGCAGUUGACCAUUACGCCGGAGAAUGCCAUUGAGAAUGGUUAUCUGGCAGAGACUUCGGUGACGCACAAACUGACGGCACAAUAUCAGGAGGGACUGCUCGACAUCGAUCUGGAGUUCUCCGAUGGCUCCAAGACGCCAUUGCGCGAUAUUGCCGUCGAGGAUUAUUUCCUGCUGGUGGAGAGUCUGGACACUGAAGUCGUUGCCUUUGCUCCCAUGCUCGCCUCGCAUCAUCCACGUGUCAUUGCCGUGGGCGAGGGCAAUGGCAAUCUGUUGCGUGUGACGCUCCUCCUCUCCGAGGAGUGUCGUCUGCGUCGUGGCUCCGGUGCCGGCUCCAGCUCCUCAUCCAGCUCCAAGCAGAACAAACCGAAUGCGGCGCCGCUGGCGAGCGCCUUGGCCUCCAUUGAGGUGGACUUUAACAAUGUGGAUAUUGUGAGCAAACAGGAGUCCAUACAAAACGAUGGCACAGUGGGACGAGAGCGUAAAAACUAUCGCAAUACGGGAGAUCUAGCGGAUAUUAUAGUUGGCAUUCCGUUGCGCGACUCGAGUCAACAAUAUGAGCCCACUGUGCAGGCCAGACAACAUCGGGCGAGCAUCCAGGCUGUGCACAAGUCACAUUUCGGCAACAGAGCUGGCUUUGCUGGGGGAAAUAUGUCAUCCAUGGAACUGGGCAUGUAUGUGCUCCUCACGGCCUUCUGCUUUGCCAUCAUUGUCUUUGUCAUUUCGUGUGUGGUUUAUGCCUCUAAAUUUCGUCCUGCUAUGAUUGAAUCUGGACUGGAUCCGUUGACGGGCGCUGGCAAAGGCAAUGGCAAUGGAGCUGCAGGUGGCGGUGGUUUUCGAGAUGUGCGCUUAAAAGAGUCCACAACAAAUGCACAUGAUUGGGUUUGGUUGGGACGAUCCACCAUUGAUCGUCAGUCGGUGGCAGUUGCAGAUGUACCACAACAACAACAGCAGCAACAGCAACCACAACAGCCGACACAUCAGCAACAUCACAUCAAUGCGCGUGAUUCUCGCAUGCGCAUCACCAGCAAUCCCAUCAUUACCUACGACAAUGGACGACGUGUCAGCUCCUUUGACCAGCAACAACCCAAGUUGCAGACACACAUUGUGCCAGCCUCCAAUCUGAACAAACUUCAUGCGGAACACUAUUUGGCCAAUGAUCGCAAGGAUGCGGCUCUGGAGUAUAAGCCACCGGUGCCACCGCAUCGCAAUGUCGGCACACGGGCCAUGUUGCCGCCACAGCUGCCACAGACAGUGCCAGUCAAGGAUAAGGAUUUGAUCAACAAGCGACACAGUCAGCAUUUUAAGCGCGAGCAUUUGCACAAUGAGAACAACAACGCGACGCAGCAGCCGCCACAGCAACAACAACAACAGCAACAAUUGCCACUACCGUUGCAUCAUCAGCCGGAACGUCAGCAGCAGCAUCAACGGAGUCACAGUCAUAGCCAUAAUUUUAUGCAAGAGCCGGCAUUGAGAUCGGCACACAUGAAAAUCAAGCAACAGCAGCAGCAGCAGCAACAACAACACCAACAACACGAGGAGUUGCACAAUGCUGAAAAGUUGGUGGAAUACACAAAUCCGCAUCAGAAGAAUGCAUUUCAAUUCGAUUCGCUGACACCAAAGAGAGUUACCAAAGCAGCACAAGCUGCACAAAUUGCAGCUGCAGCCAACGCAGCAACAACAGCAACAGUUGCUGCCGCAUCCAUCACAGCAGCAGCAACAACAACAAUUGUUGCUCCAGCUUCUCCAGCUAUAACACAAAUUAAAGAGAAUCACAACCAUAGCAUAUUGAGCAGCGUUGCCGAUGCGGCCAAUUCGAAUGCCACUGAUGAGAUUGUACGGCUGCCGACACCGCCGGGCACAACCGUCAGCAGUGAGCCAACAACAAAAUCAUCGCGUGUCAAGCGUGCCACAGUUGUUGGCAAUCCCAUGUUCUCGGCCACCGUCGAUGAUUCGUUGGCACCCGGCGAGCGUCUCGGACUCGAUGAUCUCGACAUGGACUAUGAGCAAAUCAUGCACUAUUUCGACAACCUAAAGGAAUCAAAUGCCUGAGUACAAGAGAUAAUUGCUAAAAUUCGCGAGAUAUUGUCAACAUUUCAUCAACGAUAUCAGAAUGUCGUAACGCCCAUGACAACGCCAACUCGGAAGCAGAUGCAAAUGCUUGAUCAGCUCGUUGAGGUUGCAGUUGCGGGUGUUGCAGUGACGCCAAAUGCAAAUGCAACCAAAGGGUAACUAAUAUACACACACACACACCACACACACUCUCAACACACCACAAAUGAAACGCAAUUCUAGCAAUCCAAACCUUAAAGAAAAAAAAUACUCUCGACGCUGAAAUCAAGUCAAAAAAACAUAAAGAAAACAAAGCAAAUUUAACAACAAGUAUAACAACAACAAAAGGUAUUUAUUGCCUAGACUAAGUUCAUAUAUAAAUCAUAUAUAUAUAUAUAUAUAUAUAUAUGUAAACCUAGUUUAAUAUCGAUAAUAAUAUCGUACAUUAACAACUGUUCUCCUUCCCUUCCCUAUAACGCACACCUAGCACAAGUGGUUGAACUCUGUCUCCCUCUUUAUAUUUAUCUCUAUCUCUCUCCCCACAUUACACACAUCUAGUGUUUAAGAGAAAGCUGCUAAAAGCUUACACUUGAAAGCAUCUGAAAGCAUAGCUUGUUCCAAUUGCUUCAACAAUUAUUGCUUAAACGCUUCUUGCAAAAUGACCCAAAUAAAACAUAUGAAUAUUUAACUUAAUUAACCAAAAACAAUGUGUGAAUGUGUAUGUGUAUGCGUAUGUAUGUGUCUGUGCAUGUAUGUGUAUAGUUAAAAUAAUACAACAACAUAUUUUGUACGAGAUUUCGGCCUCAUAUGCAUAUCUCUCUUUCUUAUUAGAAAUAUGACAAAAAA
Molecule: messenger RNA, 5132 nt
Organism: Drosophila innubila
Lineage: Eukaryota; Metazoa; Arthropoda; Insecta; Diptera; Drosophilidae
Gene: dtn
Product: transmembrane protein 132E
Exons: 13
Coding region: 87-4286 (1399 amino acids)
Source: RefSeq, a predicted model, not a curated record